CUAGUGUCAGUCAGACAAGUGUCAGAAACCUAACCAUGACCACCGAUUUAAUUGUCGACCCACAAAUUCGUUUCUGGGUGUUUUUGCCCAUCGUGGUGAUCACAUUCCUGGUCGGCAUCUUGCGGCACUACAUUUCCAUCCUUCUGUCAAGCCAGAAAAAGGUAGAAAUUCAACAGUUGCAAGACAGCCAGUUGAUCCUCAGGGCGCGGGUUUUGCGCGAAAACGCCAAGUAUAUACCGAAGACGUCGUUCCUGAUCCGAAAACAUGCCUUUAACAGGGAAGAGGAGGGCUAUUUGAUGCAAAAACGCCCCCCCGUGACGCAAAACAUGAUGACCGACCCCUCAAUGAUGACGGAUAUGUUGAAAGGGAAUUUGACCAAUGUCUUGCCCAUGAUUAUUAUCGGGGGGUGGAUUAAUUGGAUGUUUUCGGGUUUUAUUACGACAAAGGUGCCGUUCCCCCUAACUUUGCGCUUUAAGUCGAUGUUGCAAAGAGGGAUCGAAUUGUCGCAUUUGGACGCGUCGUGGGUUUCGUCAGCUUCGUGGUACUUUUUAAACGUGUUUGGCUUGAGGAGCAUUUACGCGCUGGUUUUGGGAGAGAAUAACGCGGCCGAUCAGAGCAAGCAAAUGCAGGACCAAAUGUCGGGGGCUGCCAUGGCGAUGCCAAACGACCCCAAAGUGCCCUUUAAAGCGGAAUGGGAGGCUUUGGAGAUUGUUGACCACCAGUGGGUUUUAGCAGAUGUCGAAAAUUCAAUUAUGCAAAGUGAUUAAGUUUUAAUUAAGGGUGCAUUGUUUUGUUUUAAAAACUUUGAUUAGUUGCAUGUUAAAUCAUUUGUAUUUAAUGUUAUCAAGUUGUCAACUUACUUUUCAUUAAAUAUACCGCUGUUAAUUUUU
Tribolium castaneum (red flour beetle) is the source of this 890-nucleotide messenger RNA. It is a transcript of the gene EMC3, whose product is annotated as ER membrane protein complex subunit 3. Bases 36 to 767 code for a protein of 243 amino acids. Gene Ontology annotation, biological process: protein folding in endoplasmic reticulum. The transcript has a single exon. NCBI's taxonomy places the organism in Eukaryota, Metazoa, Arthropoda, Insecta, Coleoptera, Tenebrionidae. Gene Ontology annotation, cellular component: EMC complex; membrane. The record is from RefSeq and is a predicted model, not a curated record.